AAAAUAAAGUUGAGACAAUGUUCAAUCCAGCUGAACAAUCUGUAGACUUUAAGGGUGAAGCAAUAACGUUUAAAGCAACAAGUGAAGGUGUAUUGGCGACUUUGCAGCAUUGUGUCGAAUUAAUGGUUCAACGAGAAGAUGCAUGGCGUCGUAGAUGGGAAAAAGAAGUUGAGAAAAAGCGAAAAGUCCAAGAACUGUACAAGGCUCUGAAAGACCAGGUUGCUAUGCAACAAAGUGAUUCUCCCAGGCCCCGAGUUUUGAUUCAUGGAGGUCCAGAUUAUGAGGAAGGUCCACAUAGUGCACUCUGUGAUGAAGAAUUCUAUGAUGCAGUAGAAACUGGAUUAGAUAAAAUUGACGAAGAAAAUCAGCUGAGAGAUCGCUUGAAACAAAAGUCAGUUUCAAUUUCAGCUACUCCUACAAUGUCAGCAGUUAAGCACAAACUUUAUCCGGAGAUAGAGAAAAUAACGAUGGAACAAUUGCAUUAUGCACGUCUUGGAGUAGGAGCCGGUGGUUGGCAAUUAUUUGCCGAAGACGGCGAUAUGCGAAUGUACAGACGCGAAGAAGAAGCGGAUGGCUUGGUGGUGGACCCUUUGAAAGCGUGUCACGUUGUGAAAGGAGUUACGGGUCACGAAGUUUGUGAAAUAUUCUUUAGUCCUGAAUAUAGAACAGGAUGGGAAGCUACGCUUGAAGACAUGACCGUGAUUGAAAGUAUUUCUAAAGACACUCUAAUAUUUCUUCAAACGCAUAAACGAAUUUGGCCGGCAAGUCAAAGGGAUGCAUUAUUUUGGUCACAUAUACGCCGAGUCUCAGAUGAUCAAGAUCCUGAUGCACAUGAUUUAUGGAUAGUCUGUAAUCAUAGUACGGAGCAUUCCAAAUAUCCGCCAAACACUGGGAAAUGCGUAAGAGUUUAUUUAACUGUUUGCCUUGUGUGUCAAACUUUCAUUGAUCCUCCGCAAGAUGAGGAAGAAAUAAAAAGAGAAAAUAUAACAUGCAAAAUAACUUAUUGUUCUGUUGUCAACCCAGGUGGAUGGGCUCCAGCGUCUGUUUUACGUGCUGUUUAUAAAAGGGAAUAUCCAAAGUUCCUUAAGCGGUUCACUAAUUUUUGUAUUGAUCAGUGCAAAGAUAAACCCAUUAAAUUCUAAGGGUAACUGGUAGAACUUCCAUAUUUUCUAUCCAAUUCCUCAUUCAUUACACCAAAACUUUUCUGUCUUGGUGUUUUAUUGUAUCAAAGAGAAAUUUAAAUCAAGUUACAAAUUAAAUAAUAGAAAUUUGGAAACGAAAAUUCUCCCAAGUAUAAAUGAAAGUGUUUUAUAUACUGUUUUUUUUAUUUGCUUAAUAUGACACGUAUAGGUGCGUUUAAGGCACGUUCACACAUACAUACACACAGCUUAUGAAACAGGAUACGAACUGUUGCAUUGAAAGUGAUUUAUGAAAA
Messenger RNA from Ceratina calcarata, 1435 nucleotides. RefSeq names its product collagen type IV alpha-3-binding protein-like. Gene Ontology annotation, biological process: ER to Golgi ceramide transport. Gene Ontology annotation, molecular function: lipid binding. The transcript is spliced from 5 exons. The annotation marks the transcript as partial. Lineage: Eukaryota; Metazoa; Arthropoda; Insecta; Hymenoptera; Apidae. The record is from RefSeq and is a predicted model, not a curated record.